AUGGCUCCGCUCCCCGCCUCUCGCGUGGUCUCGGUCGACCCUAGCCUUCUAGUCUCUGGCUCUCACUUCGGCCUUGGUUCUCGCUGGCUGAUCCUUGUUUUGAUCUUCGUCGGGGCUCUUGUCAUUUUCGGCUGGUCGCUGGCUGUCAUUCAAGUGAUGCGAUAUUGCCGCGAAGUCUCUACGGCUGGCGAGGCAGAGGUCAAGGACCCCGAGGCUGCGUCCGUCGAUGAACAUAAAGCAAGCGCCAGCAUUGGCGCCCCGGGUCUGGAUGUAUAUGCUCCACUCAACUCUAUUCUCGGGGAAGAGACAAGCGAUUGUUGGCCUGCCGCGGCUGGGCUUGAUCUUCCAGUGCGGCUCGACCCACACCCGCAAGAUGAUGUCGUUUCCGCUCCUGACGCUGUCCAGUACGAAGACCUGUACCUGGCUACGCAGCUCAGCUUCUCGUCCAUAGCUGACACCUUCCAGUCUGCUUAUGAACCUCCUCGUGCACGCUCUAUCGCCGACUCGUGGUCCACCGUCUCGCGCACAUUCAACGUAUCUCCGUCUUCGAGCAGCAUCUAUUCGGCCGAGUCCUGUCCUAGUCUCGACAGCAUGCUCUUCGACGCACUCAACUCUGGCGACGACGAAGCGUGUAUCGUUGCCGCGAAGGCGAGGCUGACGUGCGACGUCUGGGACGAUCUGGAGGCUGACAUGUCCAUGUCAUCGGAGUGCUCUUCGCGCUCAUCGUCUCCUACAUCUACUCCUGCGCUCAGCGACGCGGAUACCGAGUCUGUCUUCUCGACAGACUCCUCAUCGGUAUGCUUGAUGGACUCUCCUUCGGCAUGGAUGCCGGACGCUCCGUCGGUGUACUCCGCGGAGAGCGUCAAGACGGAAGUGCCGUACCUCGAUCUCCUGCUCUCGUUGGCUCUGCCAUCUGACCUGCGUGUUCCGCCUGUCGGGGUCAAGACUAUGGAGCCCGAGCCUGUGUUCAGCUCAAGCGUUUCGGUCCUGCACUAUGGCUCUCUCGACGACUUUGGUGCUGUUGGACUGGCAUUCUAG
Postia placenta MAD-698-R-SB12 is the source of this 1038-nucleotide messenger RNA. RefSeq lists its product as hypothetical. NCBI's taxonomy places the organism in Eukaryota, Fungi, Basidiomycota, Agaricomycetes, Polyporales, Adustoporiaceae. The record is from RefSeq and is a predicted model, not a curated record. The transcript has 2 exons. The coding region runs from base 1 to 1038 and encodes 345 amino acids.